Molecule: messenger RNA, 611 nt
Organism: Alternaria alternata
Lineage: Eukaryota; Fungi; Ascomycota; Dothideomycetes; Pleosporales; Pleosporaceae
Exons: 2
Coding region: 1-492 (163 amino acids)
Source: RefSeq, a predicted model, not a curated record
AUGCCUAUAUCCACUGCCAAGCACACCACACAAGCGACAUUUAAAGCUUCCUCUUCCGCCUCCAUCUCUCCUCAUCCACGCUCCUUCACUGGCAGUACCAAGAAUACAGUGACGGAAUCUACAUGUAUAAACUGCAAUGUCCAGCUCAUCGCCCAAAAUUCAGGACCAAAAGAAGCUACGAAUGUUAACAUGUUUGUGGGGAUGUGUCGCAUUCUAAAACCGUCAACAAAACACCGUAUGAUCGAGACUGGGUUGCAGAGACCAUGGUUCCUAAACAUCACACAUCCUGCUCACCCCGGCUACCUGACGUUUGCUCUUCUCUUUUCAAAAAAUGGCCUUUACAACGCCACGUCGAGCAACGGUCCGUCACCACGGUACAACAAUUGCAAGCACAUCAUCUAUGCGCAAUAUCGGAUUACGACACCUCAAACUCCACCACAACUUCACCACAACAACUUCGACCAGAGAAGAAAUACAAUGAUCAAAUCAUAGGGGUAUUUCAAUGAUGCACCACUGGUGUCUGGUGUCUAACAAGCUAUAUACCAUACUCACUACUACCCUUUUGCCCAAUCAAUACACAUUAAUCCCUAAUGUAAACAAAGACGACCUUU